This is a messenger RNA of Patella vulgata (common limpet), 2521 nucleotides long. RefSeq names its product protocadherin alpha-11. Gene Ontology annotation, cellular component: plasma membrane. The coding region runs from base 200 to 2320 and encodes 706 amino acids. Gene Ontology annotation, biological process: homophilic cell-cell adhesion. The record is from RefSeq and is a predicted model, not a curated record. Gene Ontology annotation, molecular function: calcium ion binding. The transcript is spliced from 15 exons. Lineage: Eukaryota; Metazoa; Mollusca; Gastropoda; Patellidae.
UGGACUACUAGAAUUGUAUACAUUGGAAUAUGACUGAAUACUUAUUACGAUUGUCGCCAUUUUGUUUAAUAAGUUUUAAUAAUAUUGAUAUCAAUUUUCAGUGUUUCAGUGUUGACCGAAAGGUUACGAUUGAAAAUGUAAGAAAAUGUAAAACGAGAUUAUUGAAAGAUAAGAGAACAGCUACAAACCAGAGAAUAAAAUGAUGUAUUCAAUUCUAUUACCUACGGCCCUACUACUUUUAAUACAAAAUGUUCACUCGCAGUGCAGAUUUUUACGAUUAUCACCAAAUAGUGCUAACUUAGUUGUAACAGAAACAGUUAGUAGACCUCUAGCGUCUAUAAAAUGUUCCAGUAACGGAACGGCAGCGACGGACGUUGCGGCCGAGUCGUAUUAUUGUAACGUUGAUGUGACUAGUACGAGUCAAACUGGAUUGUUUACUACUGCACGAGACUCUAAUACUCUGUUACUGGAUACCGUGGGAGAUUGGCGAGUGAUAUUUAAUUCGGCGAGUUCAUUUAAUCUUCAAUCUGUUGUUGGUACACAGUACAGGGUGAGAAUUACUUGUCGUGAUGCUACGGAUAUCUUCUCAAGUCAAUCAGUUUUUCAAUUUCUCUUCGUUACCAUCACACCUAACUUACCUCCUACUAUAUUCAACUCGCCUGGCGCUGAAGUUAAUAUGGAUGCUAAAGCUACUGGUAAAGGUGUAGUGUUCUACACCCUGACUGUCGACGAUUCGGAGAAUGAUUUCAUAUCGUACUCACUAUCUACAGAACCUAGUGUUAACUACUUCGAUCUUGAUACAAGUAACGGGGAGAUAAGAACAGCUGUAGAUUUAAGGACGGCGACACAAACACCCAUAUUUGUACGAGUAAACGUUACGGAUGGCUAUAACACGGUCGGACCAUUCUCUAUAACUGUUAGAUUAUCCAAUCUUAACACGAGACCUGAUAUUGUAAAUCUACCCACAUCAGUUGAAAUAAGAGAGGAUGCUGUCGGAGGUGUUAUUGUUAGUGCCCUAACUGUCAGUGACCCGGAUGUCUUCUCAACCAGUCAAUCUGCCCUUACUCCAGUCUGUUCCGUCUCACCAUUAUCUGGACAGUCAAAGUUUGACCAAAAAGGUAAUGUUAUACGAACGACCAGUUUCACCCCUGAACAAGAUAUCUUUGAUUUUGAGGAGACCCGAUCUUAUAAUAUAUCAUGUUCUGUAACCGAUGGCUUCCUGUCUUCCGUUAAUGAAUGGAUACUGGUUAAUAUUUCUAAUGUGAACGAACCUCCAGUCUUUAAUGAGAUUAUAUAUUACUGUAAUUUGGUAGAAUCUAAGGCAGGCGACUCAUCGUGUGACUUGGGGUUCAACAUUCGUGACCCGGAAUCAAAUGCUUACUCCAUUACUCUGUUGCCUGGUAACAAUAGUAAUCGUUUUGCGCUGAGCAACAGCAACAAUAACAACAAUGGCUUCCUUAACAGCAACCAGAGGUUGACCUUUAACAUUGAUUAUGACGUAGAUGAAGCCCAGUUACCGACCAGUGUGCUUUUAACCGUGGCAGCGAUUGAUACAAUUGGCGCUACUGGUACUGCCAGGAUUUCUAUAAGUAUUGCUGAUGCCAAUGAUAACUCGCCUACAUUUAGCACGGUUCUAGCCUCACUUGAUGUAGAUUACAAUACCAAAAUAGGAAUUGUUGGUGCUAUAACAGCUACAGACAAAGACAGAGGAACAAAUGGAGAAAUAGACUAUACUUUACUUGACGUUAUUCCGCCCAAUUAUGUGACGUAUGUGUUUGCACUGGGUAAUGGUGAGAUACAAUAUGCUAAACAAUAUGAUGAUACUAUAGCUGGUAGUAGUGCCUUUCUUACCAUACGAGCUGUUGAUAGAGGGAGCCCUAGACGAUCUUCUACAGGUACCAUUGCUGUAUCAUUCCUUGCAACUACGACAACGUCGACCACAAUGACAACGACCCCGACUACCACUACACCUACUACUACGACCACAGUAGCUACAACAACUACUACAGAGUAUAAUUUUUUUGCCCAUCCAGAGAACAUCGUGUUAUUUUCAGCCUUUCUGAUAGCCAUGAUUAUAGCUUUACUUGUAGCUCUGUUUUUCUGUGUGAGGUUAACGACAUUAGGAUAUUGUUGUUCACCCAGUGAAGGAAAUGACAAACCAUCAGAUGAUUAUGAGUAUUAUUCGAGAGAAGGGUCCAUGGCUUACGAUGAUGGAUAUAGGGGCAAAUCAGAUUAUUUUGAUAACCAGUUUUCACGAGGUGGGAUGGCACCAAACAGAAAUUUAGGACAGACAGGUCGACCUCUGCCAGCAAUAAGAUGAAAAUAUUAACAAUUUAUUAGUUUAUGUAAAUAAAAUGUACAUAUUGCCUUAGACUUAUAUUAAAAAUGUACAAAUUGUUCUAGACUACUAUUAAAAUGUACAAACUGAUCUAGACUACAAUUAAAAAUGUACAAAUUGAUCACGAUUUCCAUUAAAAAUGUAAAAAUUGAUCUAGACUAUUAUUAAAAUGUACAAAUUGAC